GUCAAAAUAACUUUCUCCCGUUGCAAUCCCCUCAAUCAAGUGAAACCUAAUUGGCGCGAAAUUUGUUACUUGUUACCUUUUCUGUUUCAUGUUUUCUCCCAAUUUCUCUCACUCAAACUCUGCUUCCUAAAUGCAAUGGAGCCCUUCCAUGCUGCGAUCCCCUAACUUCUUCGCCGUCAACGUCGGUCGCUCUAACCUCUCUCCACUUCUUCUAUCCGUCUCAGCCGCCGCCUCUCCGUCGGGGAACAGAAACCCGCCGCCGCUCCUGAUGGCGCCGCGCGAUUCGAUGGUGGCGGAGUACGCGAAGUCUAACCGGGCGUCGUGCAAGGCGUGCUCCAAAGCCAUUGAAGGAAAGAGUUUGAGGUUGGCUUUGGUCUCCAAGGGCAAUGGUCCAUACGACGUCGUCAAAUGGCACCACCUCCAUUGCUUCCCUGUAGCCUCUCAUUCUCCUUCCUCUCCUCAAGCAAUCAAAGGCUUUUCUUCCUUGAAGAGUAGUGACCAGGAAGCUUUGAUAAAAUUAUUUGCUGAAAAUGGAAAGUCGGAAGAGAAGGUUCAUAAAGCAACAGAAGAUGUAGAAAAUGAACUUCAAGAGACUGAGGAACAUGAUUCAAAGAAAAGAAAGUUGUGGACACCUGAUGUUAAAGCUGCGGUGAGGAUUAAAUUUGCAGUUUCUGAUGUCAACAGCAAAUACAAGGAUGCUACCCUUCUACCAAAAUGGAAGGCUUUCCAAACAGUCAUAUUUCUGGAACGGGAUGAUGGUCUACGUGAUUCAAGUAAAAUUGCUGCAUUUGAUUUUGAUGGAUGUCUUGCAAAAACAGACGUGAAGAGAGUGGGUGCAAAUGAAUGGACCCUCAUGCAUUCGUCAAUUCCUGAUAAACUACAGAGCCUAUACAAUGAUGGCUACAAAUUGGUAAUUUUCACUAAUGAAUCCAAUAUUGAACGUUGGAAGAAUAAGAGGCAAGUGGCUGUGGAUUCAAAAGUUGGACGUCUGAAUAAUUUUAUUGAGAGAGUGAAGGUUCCAGUUCAGGUUUUUAUAGCUUGUGGGGUUGGUCUGAAAUCAGGAGCAGACAAAAAGAAUGAUGAUGCUUUUCGCAAACCCAAACCAGGGAUGUGGCAUCUUAUGGAGCAGCACUUCAACUCUGGCAUUGUCAUUGAUAUGGAUCAAUCCUUUUAUGUUGGUGAUGCAGCCGGGAGAAAAUCAGAUCACAGUGAUGCAGAUAUUAAAUUUGCAGAGGCCAUUGGUUUAAAAUUUUAUCUCCCCGAAGACUACUUCGCUUGAGUAUCUAAUCUUGACAUUGGUUCAUAUGAAGGUUAAGGUAUUGUGGACUUAGGUGCUUUAUUUUAUAAAAGUUACAUUACCAAAUUGAAGUGUAUGCAACAGAAAGGAUGUAAAUUUAUGGAUCAUGGACUAAUUUGUGGGCAAUCUCAUGUUUUUGUUCAA
This is a messenger RNA of Vigna angularis (adzuki bean), 1441 nucleotides long. RefSeq names its product polynucleotide 3'-phosphatase ZDP. NCBI's taxonomy places the organism in Eukaryota, Viridiplantae, Streptophyta, Magnoliopsida, Fabales, Fabaceae. The record is from RefSeq and is a predicted model, not a curated record. Gene Ontology annotation, molecular function: double-stranded DNA binding; zinc ion binding; polynucleotide 3'-phosphatase activity. The coding region runs from base 131 to 1279 and encodes 382 amino acids. Gene Ontology annotation, biological process: DNA repair. The transcript is spliced from 11 exons.